Messenger RNA from Athalia rosae (coleseed sawfly), 4094 nucleotides. RefSeq lists its product as uncharacterized. NCBI's taxonomy places the organism in Eukaryota, Metazoa, Arthropoda, Insecta, Hymenoptera, Athaliidae. The coding region runs from base 184 to 2010 and encodes 608 amino acids. The transcript is spliced from 4 exons. The record is from RefSeq and is a predicted model, not a curated record.
UUCCCCUUGCAAUCCGUCGUCUGCUUCUCGAACCGCGACUUCCUUACCCUCGGGACGUCCGAACUCCUUCAUAUAUACCUGGAGGAGCCGGAAACCUCGGGCACUGCUUCGAAAAACCACCGAACGAACGGAUCUCUUGUACUCACCUCCAACAGGUGGACGGAAUUCGCACACCGCAACAGAAUGCGAGAGCUGCUCGUUACGAUAACCCUCCUCUCCGUACAGGUUUCGUCAGAUGAGUUUGAGGCUAGAAAGAGACUCGAACUUCCACCGGAAGUUGAUCCGAAUUUUUGGCCGGUGAGAGGCAGACGGUCCUAUUGGGAGAACGUCGAAACGUCAACUUCUGGACAAUUGUUUGGUAAUUAUUUUAUAAAAAAUGAAAAUCCUAGAAUGGCAUCCGCAGUUCACUUUGCGCGUCGGAAUCACCUACAGAGUCCGUUAGAUACAAAUUUCUACGACAACGGAUUCGCGACUCCUACCAGACGGGGUUUUACCUGGAUACCGGCCUAUACCACGGACGUGAGUCCUGUGGGAUCCGAUGAACAGGACUACGAGGGAAUAUCUCCUGGAAUUUGGGGUUCCCGGUUUUGUUCGAGAAAGAAGCCGAUCUCGGUUGUCAUCCCGUACGGAGAAGACUCGAAUAUGAUAUCUGCCGCGUCGGGUAUUUGUCCUGGAUUACGAUGCGGUGGGGAUCCCGUAGGAAGAAACAGAGGUCGUAGGGAAGACGAAAGAUGGCGAACGCAGAAACCAUUGUACGUCGACGAACCGCGUUGGAUAGAAAUAGACUACAAUCAAGGAAACUGGGAAGGUUCGAAGCAAAAUGAGGACCCCUUCUUCGUGGCCAGAGGGAAAAGGCGUCUGGACGAUGGAAAUUUUUCGGAUAUCAGGGAACGACGACAUCUGGAUGACCUAAUAGAUUCCUAUAACUCUGAACCGUUUUUCAUCACAAGGGGUAAAAGAAGUUUGAAAAACGACGACCUCGACGGUCUUCAGGUACCGAAAAUUUGGAAUGAACGGAGCGGGAGAAACCUGUGGGAUAACUCUGGAGAGGAUAACGAGGAAUCAAGAAAAGUUUUAGAAAGUGAAAAGGUCAAAACAACCGACUCUCUAAAGUCGAUUUUGAAGAACUCUUCGGAGGAUCUAAAGUUUUCAGGUACUACAACAUCAACAACAACAAAGUCUUUAGGGAACCUGCAAUUAGAUCUUGAUAAUAAAAGAAUAGCCCGCUCUCCCGUAGGUCCGAAAAACGUUAACAGCGAAUUAGAGACGUCAUCCGCGGAAGGUGGUAACGUCAAAAAUUGGGAAACUUAUAAUUUACAAAAGAAUGAUGAAUUUAUUCCCGCCAAGCCAGACCGUUAUUCGAGACCUCGCGACAAGCACUCUAAUCUUCAGAGUAUCCUGGAGGAACCGUUUUUCAUAUCCAGAGGUAAAAAAGACGACGACGAAAAAUAUUCCGAAAUUUAUAAAGUGCCGUCUAGCGAUCGAGAUCGAACGAUAAGUCCCCGAACAUUGUCAAACUUUUUGAGAAUUUACGAAAACAGAAGACGUUUCCGCACAACCGAUGGCCUUGAAUUUCCACGAGGUACGGAAUACGGUGCCGAUGCUUCGAAUCGCGACGACGACGAGGAACCGCUAAAUUACGGUAUCAUUAGAAUUCGUAAGUCAAAACUCGACGGUACGGACGAUGAACCUCCACGAAGUCGCAGAGGAAUGCUAGAAGAAUUAUUAGACCAAAAAACUGACGACCCUUUUUACGUCGCACGGGGUAAAAAAUUCGUCUACAACACCAAGCCUUCGAUUCCCAGUAGUUACGAUAAUUCUCAAACCUCCAAACCCAACAAGUAUUCCCUAUUUUCCAAAACCACACAAACGAAACUACUCCGAAAACUUUCGAAUUUUCCAAAAAAACCUUUCACCCACGUCGUACCGGAGGAUUUACAUGAAGCGGAAAGUAACAUCCAAGGGGAUAAAAAUUUCUGGAACAUGUUCAACAACAACGCGAUAAACUAGGGUAAUUGAAUUUCAAAGACACAGAUUAAUUGAACAAAACGAUAACGACGAUUGAUUCGUCAACAAAUUAAUUUAUCAUCAUCAUUAUUAUUAUUGUUGUUGUUAUUAUUACUAUAAUUAUUGUUUAAAUAUUGUAUCUCUGCCAGAAACUAAUAAAUACAUGAAUAUAAAUAUAUAAUACAUAAGAUGUGUCAAAUACUCGAUAAUGAAUUGAAUAAAAAGUUAUCAAUAUGGCCCCGGGUUUCUUAACCAUGUAAAUUAAAGUAGAAAAUUAAAAAUCAUUAUAAAAUCGAUCAAUUCCGCGCAUCAAGGCUGAUGGUAAGGACUAUUUCAAAAUAUUCCGAUUCCAAUUUAUCGAUUGAUCUAUUGAUUUUUCUCGACAUUCGAAAGCCCUCAAAACGGAAAAUUGAUCAAAGCUCCAAAACGUGGGUGACUUGAGUUUUGCUACUCGUCGGCAGUACGUUUCUUUAAAUACUCGAAGCUAUUCCAUUCAUCAGGGAUGAGAACGGUAGUCACAGACGGCGCCCAUAUUUUACAAAUGAACGCACCUCCCCCCUGCCCUCUCCCUAACGCACCGUUACAACGAUAUGCUAAAAAGUUUAAUAGGACAAGAGCUGAAGCCAGACGCCCAACGUCGUCGUUUUUUACUGCGUAAUACGUGUACCGUAUUUGUAUAUUUCCCUAAAUAUGUCCCAUACGUAUACCAUUGUCCUUAUAAUUAAAGACAGAGAAAACCAAUUGAAAAAUACACCCCACACCCCCUCACGCCUUUGCCCCCUUCAUCGGUACAUAUUUUCUAAAAUAUAUAAUAUAAAUAAUUUUUCCUUUCUUCCUUUUUUUGGUUAACUUUUUUCUUUUAUUAUUCUCAUCAUUUGUGCGAAAAACGUCGUGCGUGUAUAUUAUAAUAUACAAGAUGACGUACGCGCAGUAAUUCAAGUCAUAUACAUAUACCCCCUGAACCCGCAUAUGCUUCGUAUAAUAAUUCAAGAUGCCGGUGAAAAAUACGAGGAGAAAAAAAAAUAAAAAAAAUCAAUGAAAAAAUAUUUAUCUACAGUAUUUUGUGUAACCUAUCGUACGCGUAUGUAUAUACCUGAUCUGAAAAUCACUUGUGCAUCCUUAAAAAAAUUUCAAUCGGUUCCGCCGAUUGUCAAUUGAUUUUGGAAAUCGACAACUAUGCGAAACAAGAGUGACAGAGUAAAUUGAGGAAGAAAGCGGAGAAAAAUUACCCAAUUCAUCCGCAAUUUUUAUGCAAAUUUUGUCGAAAAGGUAUAAUUCUUGAUUACCGAAUGUAAUGAACAACUUAUUUUCUCAGAUAUAUUAUAUAUAUAUACCUGUAUAAAAACGCAUAUGUACGUCUGUAUUGAUUUCUAAAGAAUGAGCUACACAACGGCGAUAAUUUAUUAAUUUUUAAGAUCCCUCGCGCCGGGGUUACGGGGGUUAAUUAUUUUGUUUGGUGUGGGCACGUAUAUCGCACAUCUAUGGUAUGUAAUAAGGUACAUAAAUUCGUCUACUAUAAGCGAUAACCGACAUCGUUUCAGCUGGUGUUUAAUAUAUUAGCUGCAUGUCGUAAUGAGAAUUUAAGCAGCAAAUUAAUUAUAAGAUCUAAUCUAAUUUCCACAUUAUCAUUAUUGUUAUCAUAAUCAUUAUCUUCGCAUUAUUGCCUCAUUCAACAAAUUAUACAUCCAUAGAUUUUACCUGUACACACAUUUUCGGCAUUAUUAAAUUAUUGAAAAUAAAUUAUAUAUGUUAUUAAACAAAAGCACGAGCAAUGGUAUAGAUAUAUAUUCAAUACGCCAUCCACAUUAUUAAAAGUUAAUCAAUUUUUCUUUCUCUUCUUUUUCCUCUCAACUUCCGAAUCGUUCGUGUACGUUCGAAAUUAACCCUCCCGCCCCCACCCCUCUCCACCCCGAAAGGUACCUAUGGGGUGCAAAAGAAGUUCGCCAAGUACAUCGAAUGUUCAACAAUAGACUAUUAUUCAAAUAUAAUAUUUGAAUUCGCACGCUCUUCCUUCCCGACGUCCCCUGUGAGAAGGACUCUUCUUUCAUGAAUCAACGUAGGAGGAACUGAAGAAUAUGUUGACGUCA